AUGUCUUUCGAAAAUGAAAUAAAAGCAUAUUUCAAGGAAACGCGUCACGCAAAAGUAUCCUACAAUAGUUUCUUGUGUAGAAACAAAACAUUAAUAGCUGAACAACUUAAAGAUAAAUCGGCAGGUUUCGUCCCUGCAGGAGGCGAGGGAACUCCAACAGAUUGCGUCUCUGAUGAUUUUGAAGGAGCUUCGGCGAGUUGCGUUCUCGUGAUAAUACACGAAUUGAAGAAUGAAAAAACGAGCAAAGCUUUUUGGACGAGUAUCAAGGAUAUGCAAAGGGAAAGACUGAUUAAGGAGAAACGGACUAGAAUCAAGCGAAAGGUUGAUUUACGUUCGCUCGACUUUUUUGAUCAGUCUACGACCAAUGAAGGAAACGAAAUUAUGAAUCUUUAUAAUGAUGGUAAUCCAAAAAAGAAAUUGAAGGGUACAGCCGAGGUCAUCAAUACCACUCUUCCCCAAGUACAAGUUCAGUUUAAUAGCAACAGUGACGAUUUUUUUAUGUUGAAAACGAAAGCGAAGAGGCAUCAGCCGAAACUCGAGAAAGUACGAGCACGUGCAUGCGUGUCCAAGACACCACCUUUGAGACCUCGGCAAGUAACUGUUACGACCCCAGAAAAGCCAAUCCUUCACAAAAAUACUCUGCAAUACUUGGCUAAACAUUUUUCAGUCCACGUUAAUAAUCAAUGCGUGAUAAUGAAAGUAGAUCAUGUUGAUCUAAUUCCGAAAGAAAUUCGUAUUUGGAUUUCUGAAAAAGAUCUGUUCGAAAGCGCUAUUACAACUUCACUAAAUCAAACUACAGUCCAUCCAUUUCAGCAAGUCUGCAAAACAAUCUUAUUUGACUUUUUUUCCAUGACUGAUAAAGGCCCUUUGAAUCGUUUUAUCGGGGAAAGGAAUACAAGCGAGUUGCAUCAGAGAUAUAAAGAAUUGUUUCCAGAAUUCGAUUUCACGCUAAACAAAGUCGAUGGAAUUGGUUCUAAAGUUUCAAGCAAUAAAGAAAUCGUGUUUAUUGAAGUGUCUGGAGGACCAGAGAAUGCUGUUAUAAAACACGUCAAAGAGGAUACUGAAAAACUCAUCAAGGAAGCAAUGUUUGGUUUGAUCUCUUUGCUUAGAGGCUACUUAGAUAAAGGCGAUCGAAUUACUCUAAGUGAAGUUUAUCUCGAUAAGAAGCAUUUUUAUAAGAUUUCGCAGAUUAAGUCUGCUAUGCUACCGUUUUCUUUUGAUGAAGUCGAAAAAUUCAUGGAAGUCUUCGAACUAUUAUAUGCUUUAAUAGAUGGACUUAAAAAACAAACAAGAGAACUAAAAAAAUUAAUGCUUGCCGAUCCUAUUAGUAAUUUACCCACAAUUCGGGAUUGGAUCUGGGUCCCAAAAAAUCUUUCAAUGUGGGAAGCUACAGAAAUUAUAUAUGAAGAUUUCAACUAUGGAGGUUUAAACUAUGAAGAUUUGAGCUAUGAAGUUUCUGAUUCUUCUGGCUCUGAAUCAACCCAAGAAAAUGAUCAAGAUGGGUCAAAGGCUCGAAACUCUGCUUCCUUAAAAUUACCAGAAGCUGAAGUAAGUAUAUCUACAUCUAGCCACCUUGUGACUAUCUCUGACAAUAAAUCUCGACCUUCUAUCUCUAUUCUACCCGAUGAUCCAGAAGAGAAGCGAAAAUCCGUUAUUAAUAAAGUGCUAGAGCAGUUCCCUUAUUUAUCUUCGAAGUAUAUGCUUUUAUAUAAGAAGAAGGAUAUAAUAGCAGUUCAAGAAAAACUUGGUAUUAAUAGUAAUACAUUAAAGCAAAUAGAACACGAGCCCGAUUGGAAAAUACUUGCUGAUUCGUACAAAUUGUUGUUAGAAUUAGUAGGAGAUUUAAUACCUAUACAGGGGAAACUUGGUAUAGAUAUCAAUCCCGUUUUAGAAGCAGAACUUAGAAGAGAUAAAGCCUCUUCAGAUAAACCAAUUAGAUUAUUUGAUUUGCUUUUAUGCUUAGAAGAUGAUAUUGCGACAAUUCAGGAAGAACUUGAUAUUGUCGGUUAUACUAAUCAAGAAAUGGUAGAAGAAGCCGAUAAAAAUACGAGAGUGUACCUCCGAAAGUUUGAAGAAUUUCAUGGUUCCUUAGAAGAUGAUCUAGGUAUGUUAAUAAAGAAAUUCGCUGAUAUAGGGGGGGUAAAAAAAUUUUGGUUUACUGGUGAGGGACUACCAUUAUUUCCAAAUAUCUCUCCUCAACAAUUGCAUGAAAUUGUCGCCAAAAAAUCGGCUAGUGCCAAUCAGUGCCCAUGUCUAGAAUCAAAA
Molecule: messenger RNA, 2265 nt
Organism: Ambispora gerdemannii
Lineage: Eukaryota; Fungi; Glomeromycota; Glomeromycetes; Archaeosporales; Ambisporaceae
Source: the annotation of a GenBank genome assembly